Molecule: messenger RNA, 2300 nt
Organism: Patella vulgata (common limpet)
Lineage: Eukaryota; Metazoa; Mollusca; Gastropoda; Patellidae
Product: m-AAA protease-interacting protein 1, mitochondrial
Exons: 5
Coding region: 45-998 (317 amino acids)
Biological process (GO): inner mitochondrial membrane organization; protein insertion into mitochondrial inner membrane from matrix
Cellular component (GO): mitochondrial inner membrane
Molecular function (GO): ribosome binding
Source: RefSeq, a predicted model, not a curated record
UAUGGAAGGGCGAUUAUGUCCAUUGGCCACCGGGUCAAAGAAAGAUGAUGAACUGUCAGCUGCAGAGAACUGUUUUACAUCGUUUAAACGGUAUCUGUAAAUGUUUCCAGAAAAACAGCAAACAUGUCAUAGCGGCCAUUAUAGAUGGAGGGGGUAUACGUACGUCAGUGCCAACGGGUUGUCAGUUUUCUACUAGUUGUGUAAAUAGUUCAGGACACCAAGAAGUAAAACGUACACAAGUACAAGUGCCAAAAUACCCCUCAUCAAAUGAGUAUCUACCCUUUUCAUUUACCUCACAUAUUUGUGCCUCUCCAUGUCACUCAUUUAUAGCCAAUCAAAACAAUUUUAGUACAUUUUCCCGUGGACAUAUAAUUAUCAAAAACCAUACCAGUCAUUCGUCAGAAACAGUAAAUUCUGUGCGUUGGUUUAGUGACAAUAGCGAAGAUGGAAAACAAAUAAAAAAGGCAAAGUUAAUGGACUUUGGGCCCGAUAAAAAACUUCCUAACAUCUUCAAAUCUCUGAAAAAUUACUGGUUUGGACUAUUAAUAAGAGGCUAUUUUGAUCCAGAAUUCAGUCUUGGAAAUUUUUUAGCUGGUGCAGAGCAGGCUGUAGUGGUUGUAUCACAGUUGGUAGGAGAAGGUAAAUUUAGUGACUUAAAUGGAUUAGUUGAGGAUGAGGCUAUCAAAGAAAUAGAAAGAAAUUAUGGUUAUUUAAAUAUCAAACAAAAAAAUGAGAUACCGGUUAAAAGAGAAGACAUAAUUCAUCGUUUUAUCUAUGAAAUAGGGAUGAUGUUUGAUGAUAAUAGUAAGAAGCGUUUUGUUGAAAUAACUGUUGUGGUUUUCGGGGAAAAAGAUCGUCCAUUAUCAACAAGAUUUUUUCCAGAUAUUAAUAGAUGUUUUAUUUGCAAUUACAGGUUUAUUAAAGAAUUUACCAAAGGAGUUGAAAGUGAUUGGACUAUAAACAAAUUAAAUCAUAAAUUUACAUUCUUUUCUCAUUGAAUGAUAUAUACCCCCUCGAUAGUACAUAUUUACAUUGUAUUUACUUGAAAAAUACUAAAAAAUUAUCAUCAUAAUCUGAUAAAUAGUCGGUAAUAGAUGCAUGUAUAUCAAACCAGAUAAUAAGCAAUCUAUGGAUUUUCCAACUUUUAUUUUUGUUUAUGAACAGUUUUGACAUGGAUGUAACUGAAACAUUGAUUGGGAGGGAUGUAACAAGAGACAUUGUUUAGGAGGGAUGUAACAAGACACAUUAUUUAGGAGGGAUGUAAUAGAAACAUUAUUUAGGAGGGAUGUAAUAGAAACACUGGAGGUUGGUUAGUUUUUAAGGAAUUCCAAUAAUUAACCCAUUGGUAAAUACUUUUAGAAGUUUUAUUUUGUCAUGGUCUGUUAAAAUAUAUCUGGAGGAUUAGAUGGGUUUAUUUCACUCAAACAUUAAAUUAGUGCUUUUGGGCUUUUGGAGAUCUUCGCAGGUCGGUUAAAAAUGAUUUUCUAAAUACUUAUUUAAUAUGCAAUCCCAUUUCAGGGUACAGAUUAAAUUGUACACAUAAAUUGGGACAGAAUUUCCAAUCUGCUACUAGAUAUAAAUUGUUAAAUGUCCAACAAAUCAGAAUUUUGACUUGUUUAAAGGCUCAAUACCACUCUUGUUGUAACUGAAUAAUAUGUCCCAAUCUUUAUUCUGGUCAACAAAUUGUACUAUUUUAGAAUAUUUCAAUUAAUUGAUGAUACAAAUUUCAUCUUAACACACCUUAUUUAAAAAUUUUGAAAAAUUCAACAUAACGGUUUGAAACGUCUAACGUAAACCUUUUCAAAUGAAACUUCGAUUUAAAAAUAUUUUCGAACCCUCUGGACAAGUAAAAUAGGAUGUAAUGGAUAAUUUACACAACAAGUAGGCCACUUAAACAUCUAGUACUUAGAUAGAGAUAUUAUUUAUUUUCUGGAGCUUUCAAGCCAGCAAGAGUGUUAUUGUCCCUUUAACAGUGCUUGUUGUAAACUAUCUAAUCUGAUGAAACACAAUUAUGUUAAUGAACCAUAAGACUACCCUUAUCCCAGAUUUCAAAACCACAACAGCAACACCAGAAUUGAUGGAUUUCUAGGAAUAGUGUUUAUGGUCCACAACAUGCUACCAAAGAUGUGAUGGCUAAACUCUGCCAUGUGAUUAAAUAUUGUGCCAUAUGACUUUGUGUUAGAGGAAAAGAUGAAUUAAUUUAUUAUAAAGUCUUAAUAAAUGGCCCAUUUCUUCAUAAAUUCUUGGGGUUUUUUUCUUUCUUAUCUGUAUGUUUUUUGGCAAUAACAAAUUGUUCAUUA